Messenger RNA from Anolis carolinensis (green anole), 11024 nucleotides. RefSeq names its product sphingosine kinase 2 (gene sphk2). The transcript is spliced from 5 exons. The coding region runs from base 1572 to 3371 and encodes 599 amino acids. Gene Ontology annotation, biological process: positive regulation of apoptotic process; phosphorylation; sphinganine-1-phosphate biosynthetic process. Gene Ontology annotation, cellular component: cytoplasm; membrane; intracellular membrane-bounded organelle. NCBI's taxonomy places the organism in Eukaryota, Metazoa, Chordata, Lepidosauria, Squamata, Anolidae. The record is from RefSeq and is a predicted model, not a curated record.
UUGAAGUUUGCCGCUGUCCGAUUGGCUAAGAGGGACCUGACCCCGCCCCUUUUGAUUCCUUCACUUUCCUCCCCAGGUAGAAAAAUAGAACACUUCCUGGAUUAGCUUGAGAGAGGGACAGGGAGAUUGUGGAGCUGGGAUAGAAGAGAAAAGCAACGGGAGGGAAGGAGGAGCGAAGGCAUGGGGUAGAAAAGGAAGGAGAGAUGCAAGAGAUUGCCGGGUUUCCAAGUGUGGAGAUGUCAUAGAGAGUCAUAGGACCUGCGAAUUCUUUUUUACCUCUCUCCUUUUCCAUCUCAGAGAUUGUAAGCAGUUCUAUGAGGUUUCCUGCUAUUUGGAUGAAUGUGCCUGAUUUUGGGGAGGGUUUGUGUGUGUUAAGUUGGGUCCUUUCUUUUUGCGGGCAUUGCUUCUGAUCACUCUGAAAUUGCAUUACAUUUUAGAAUAAUUUUAAAAGUCCUCCCCAUCUUUACCUAUUUUAAGGGGUGUGAGGUCAUUUCUUUUGGAGGGGAUUUAGCCCUCACUAAAAAAAUAUGAAUUAAAUAUUAACAUAAUUCCGAAAAGCCUUCUCAAUUCCUCUAAAUUUCUUUUAUGAGCCUGAUAUGAACAUUAUUUAAGAAUACUUACCCUAUCCUUUAAAGAAAUAGUGAUGUUUUGUAUGCUGAUGAGAAAUUGGGACGAAACCUAAAACCCUAAAUGCAUUUGAAGCCUGGCAGUAAUGUUGAAUGAAGCUGCCAGAGUAUGUUAGAAUUUGGUUUAUUUGGAUGACUGGUGUAUAGGAUCUGUGUCCUCGAUGCGUGCCAGAUCCCAAAUAAUAGUUCCACACUUUCACCAGCAUCACCUCCUUCCUCCGCAUUUUUGUCCCCUUGGUGAACUUGUUUGUUUUUGUUUCCCUGACUCCUACAUUUCAGGACAAAAAAAAUGCCUAGAAAAGGUGGGAGGGAUUACUUCUUCUGUGAGUCAUCUGUUCUGAUGGAAAACAUAUAAUCCGUACAACUUCCUUGGUAAAUGUCUAAACUCCUUGCCCGAAGGUGAGAUUAUGCUGAUUAAAAUACCAGAUUAUCGAGCUCUGCAUCUCAGGAAGCGCCGGUUUGUGAGGCAUUUUCAACAUAUUUGAUCUGUGUUGGCUUUUAUCUCCCCUCCUUUCCUUUCUCUUGUUCCUAAUCUGUAUAGUCUCGCUCAGACAGGUCAGUGUUCAUUCCUUUGGCCUGAUCUUGAUAGAUACUGUACUGUUCUUUUUUUUGUGAAAAAGGAAAGGUGCAGGUGGGGGGAAAGCUGUGUAUUUUUGCAUUUGAACCUAGCAAUACAGAGAUUCGUGUUCGAUGAAGGGAGACUCUGGGAAACAGUUGAGAACUUUGUGCUUUGGAAGAAGUUCUCUCGGUUAAAGUGACCUGCCGGCCUUUCAGAAGAUUAAGAAAACUAUGUGGAAGUGAAAAGAUCUUAAAUCCUGUUCUUCAAAUCCGGUGUUCUGGGGGAAGAGGGUGAAAGGGGAAACAGUUAGGUUUUAGAAACCGGCUCUUUGCCAGGCUUUGUAAGCAAGUGGAAAGCAAACCGCAAAGCUGGGGCUCCGAGGCGAGAUGAACUUACUUCUGGGGGCAUGUGGGGAAGGCUCCGAGACACUCCUCCACGGGGAAUUUGGGGCCUAUCCUCCCAAAGGGACGCGUUAUGCCCUGAGCCUCACACGGACGGAGUUGCACAUCCAGCGCCUGGUGCCCAAGCCAGACACAGACCACCGGACUGUGGUGCGACUGGUAGAUGUGGUGGGAUGCCACACCAUGCGCAGCCACACCGUGGCAAACAGCUCGGCCUUCUUCUGUGUCUACUCUUAUCCCCUGAAGAAAAAGAAGGUGGCGGUGGGCUCUGGCCGGGCCCGGCAACGCGUGGCGAAGACCUUUCAGGUGGACAGCUCUGACCGCUAUGAGGAUAACCUCCACAUCGCGGAGAAAUGGGCAGCUGCAAUCAAGUGCCUGGUGCUGGGGAUUUCUGUCUCAAGUGAAACAGAGAUCAGCAGAAGCCUCCUGCCCCGUCCUCGUCGCUUGCUCCUUCUGCUAAACCCCUUUGGCGGCAAAGGCAAUGCCCUCCAGUGGUGCCAGAAUCACAUCCUGCCCAUGAUUACAGAGGCCGAUGUCAGCUUCAACUUGAUCCAAACAGAGAGGCAGAACCAUGCCCGGGAGCUGGUACAGAGCAUCAGUUUAGCUGAAUGGGAUGGCAUUGUAGCCAUUUCAGGAGAUGGACUUCUUUAUGAGGUCAUUAAUGGUUUGAUGGAGCGUCCAGACUGGGAAGAAGCCAUAAAAAUGCCCCUUGGGAUUCUCCCCUGUGGGUCUGGAAAUGCAGUCGCUGCCGCAAUUAACUUUAAUGCUGGGUUUGAUCAGACCUUGGGCCAGGAACUGUUGACGAAUUGCACCCUCCUGCUUUGCCACGGGGCAGUAUCCCCCCUGGACCUGGUCUCCAUCACCACCUCCUCAGGCUCCCGCUCCUUCUCCUUCCUCAGCGUGGCCUGGGGCUUCAUCUCCGACGUGGACAUUGAGAGUGAGAAGUACCGCCACAUGGGGUCGGCCCGCUUCACCUUGGGGACCAUGGUCCGUCUGGCCUCCCUGAACACCUACCGGGGGCGCCUCUCGUACCUUCCCGCCCCAGACUCCACAGGCCACCGUCCUAUUUUGCGCAGCAUCACAAUGGCAGCCAACGGGAGCCUCCCCUUCCAGAGGAUGCCUCUCCACCGCACCGUUUCUGACAUGGGUCUCUGUGAGGAGCGCCGCACCUUCUGCUACCGGGGGCUGGAGUCUGCUGAUGAGCCUGCCCCUUCGCCUAAUUCUCCACCUCCUUCUUCCGGCUUCCCUACCUCCGCCUUCAGCUUUGAGACCCUGUCGGAGCAGCUGGUAGCCGACGGCCUGGGAGCCCAGGAGGUGGCAGCCCCCACCUCCUUGCCCUCUUCCACCCGGCAAAUGCGUGGCCCCCCAGACAACUUCUUGGCUCCCCUUGACCAGCCAGUGCCCAAAUCUUGGGUGACGGUAGAGGAUGAUUUUGUGCUGGUGUUGGCCAUCUACCAGACUCACCUGGGGGCUGACCUGUUUGCGGCUCCCUUUGCCUGCUUCAAUGACGGCCUCAUUCACCUGGCCUACGUCAAGGCAGGCAUUUCCCGGGCAGCCCUGAUCCGCCUCUUCUUGGCCAUGGAGAAAGGCACUCACUUCGAGCAAGGCUGCCCCCACGUCACCAACAUCCCCGUUCGGGCCUUCCGCAUCGAACCCCUCACCCACAAGGGCAUCAUCACUGUGGAUGGUGAGAGGGUGGAGUACGGCCCCAUCCAGGGACAAAUCCACCAUGGGGUGGCCAACCUCAUCACAGGGAUCAGCCCAGUGAAGAUUACGAAGUUCUGAGCCAGUUCCAGGCCCACCUCCCCUUGCAGGAACAUGUAGCAGAUCUGGUGUGACAUGCAUUCACUCUUCUCCGACCUUGUUUCAAGAAAGGGUAUAAAAUGACAGAGGAAUGGGAGUAUGGGGAGAGGAAAAAUGGUUUCUAAAAUGCAGUGGCCUCCUCCAAUCUUAGUGGGCAAUCUGCUGGAAACCUAUUGCAACAUCAUAAAUCCCCUCUGUGAGCCAACAUCAAUGGCCACUCCCCUGUGAUCCUCUGCUGCUAUCUUAGUUAUGCAAAGGUUUGAAGGGUGACUUUUCCCCCACCCCAUUGGCCUAAUUUUUCAGGUCUGGUCUACAUUUCCCAUCAAAAAUAAGCAAUUUGACCCUAGGGCUCCCUUUUUUGUUAAUUUGAUGGAUAGAAAGGUGAUAUUCCUCCAUACACUACCUUUUUCUGACAAGGAAUAGCACUUCUGGCCAUCCCACUGACCUAGUUUCUUGGAAAUGCUGCUUAGAAGUUCUUUUUAAUCCACUUUUCCAACUUCUCCAUGGCUCUUGCUCCAGGGACUGCCAGCAGCUUAGCUCCAGCCCUUAUAGAAUCUAUGGGACAAACUAAAAGAGUUUCUAAGCUGACAUUCCCAGCCUGGUGCCCUCCAGACACAUUGGACUGUUCCCCAGAUCAUUUCCAGGCAGAAUGGGCACUUCUCAAACCUGCCACCUAUCCAGAUACAACUCCCAUCACCCCCUGCCAGCCUACUGACGCACAUCCAGAUAGGUGACAGAUUUGGGGGACAUUCCCCUAAUGUCAUUCUUGUUUCAAAACUUGGUGGUGAAUGGUCAUAUGGACCUGUUUGCACAUGAGCAGCACUGACCUUUCCUGGGCCUUUCAGUCCAUGGGGCUAAUUUUAAUUGCCCUUGUCCCUUCAGUGAUGAUCUUUUCCCCCUUCCCAUUGUUCCCUAGUUACCUUCUCUUAUGCCUUCAAGCUGAGCCAGACACCCCUUUUGUGUGAAUAGAAAUCUUUUGGUCCACUUCCUUGGAAGACCAAGCCAACACCCUCACAUUUUGCCACAUUUGGCAAAGACAAAAGGAUGGGAACCACAAGGCUUCAUUUGCUGAUCCUUGCCAGUCCAAUUAUUUACUCAGAAGUGUAUGCUUCUGUGUACACCUAUAAAACUGGGUGCGCCUCCCUAAGAUGUUGCUGAGCUGCAACUUCUGUCCUCCUUGAUGAGAGUUGGAGUACAGUAACAUUUCAAAGUUUAUCCGUUCUUCAAACUGACAUAAAUAAUAGAAAGUCUCUGAAGUUCAGAACUGGACAUAUGAAGUAGCUUCUGAAACACUACCACUCUCUCUCUUUCCCCCUCCCUUUUAAGCCCCUAAAAUAAUCGAUGUUGCGCAUUUUCCACCUUCCUGUUUGACCUAUAUUUGGUCCUGCCUUCUCUUCUAUAGAGUGGUGACCAGUGACUUUUUAGGGAAGGAAGGAAACAUUCUGUCUUGAUCCUGUUCUGGCUUCGUUUUAGCCAGCUGGAGAUGCAUUAAAAAAAAGGUGGGAUCAACCUUCUUUCUCUGUCACAUCAAUGACCUCUAAUCUGGCUUUCUAGAAACACACUGGAUGAAUGUAACUGGAUUUUUUUUUCUUUUGGGAGGGGUUUGAUUUUGGGGGAUAUCUUUAUUUUUUUCCUCCCCACCAUGUGGGGGCUAACAAAGCAAUUAAAAUGAUCUAAUACUGUAAUAGAACAUGUGUCUCUAUAUGAAAUGAUGUUUACUCUAUACAUACUGUCUGUCUCUCUUUAACAGAUGCUAAACCAGCAGAUCAAUUUGGUAAAUGUCCCACUUUGCAGAACUUUCCACACCUCUUUUAUGAAACAGAUCUUGGAAAAGUUACUUGGGCAAUGAAAACCCAGAAUUCCCCCAGCCAGCUUAGCCACUAUCCAAAAAGCAAUAUUAUAAAAGUCCAGAUUAUAAAGUGACGUAUCUGGUGAAUUGGCUAGUCUAGAUGUGUCACACAGUUUCUUGGGGAGGGGGGGGGUGUUAUUUUGUUUCUUCUGAAAAAUUAAAAUAAUAAUGGUAGAUCAGACCAACAUAGUCGAGUACCUACCAGUCAACAGUGGCCAGCUGACUUCCUCUAGAACAGCAAUGCCCAAAUGUUGAUCUUCCCAUGUGUUUUGAAGACCAGCUCCUAAAAGUCCUAGUUGACCUGGCCAAGACCUGGGCGCUGAAAUCUAAAACAUUUGGAUACCAUCAUUUGGAAACCACUGCUUUAGAACAAAGGUGGCUCUUCAGGUGUCCUUACGAGCAUUGGAUUUUAAAGGCUAUUUUGAGACGUGGGCCUUUUGGUGCCUUUGAGAUGUAGGUUGAGUUGCCCCAAUGGCUUGCUGGCUGGGUCAUGAUGGGAAUUAUAGUCAAAACAUAUCUCAAUAACAAGAUGUUGGGACACCUGGAGUUGGGCAGAGCUUAGUAUGACACUGAUGGCACAACUAAGGAAUGUGUGGCCUCUCAGAUACUGUUGAAUUCUAAUUCCCUUCAGCCCUGGUUGCCUUGUCAUAGUUGGCAGAUCAUAGGGGAUGGAGUCAAACAAUAUGUAGAAAACUACAGCUAUCUCUCCAUGUUGCUCUGGGGUUGGGUGUUCAGGAUUCCCAUGAAAAUGGGAAAACUAUGAAGGUCCUCCAUUGUGAUUCAGUGGUUGACAUCUGUAGGAAGUUGACCACAGAGUUCUUCUGGAACACAUAGAGAUUGCUAGAGAGAUUUUCUUUCUAAGAAUCUCUAGGUCCUCCAGAACAACACUGUGGUCAAUCUCCAGCAGAAGUUGAGCAUACAGUCGCAUUAGAGGACCUAGAGAUUCCAAAAGGGACCCUAUUAAAUAAAUCCAUAAAAAAGCAAAUCCGCAAAGGUAAAUCCUGCAAAUGUGGAAGUCUUAACUGUAAGCAUUCCUCUUUCUAAGGACUAGAGAAAUAAAUAUAGCAAGGAUCUGGGAUGCACUGGAUUUCCAUGGGAGGGUUUAUGCUGCUGCCAUUUGAGAAGGUAAAUGUGGAGUAACAAGGCCCUUAGUUUGGGGUCAUUCUCUUCACUAUUUAUGUUUGCUUUAUCUACAAAGAGCGAAGGAUCCUGCUUCCAUCCUUUCCUUUACCCAGAGGUCGGCUCAAGCAAGAGAGGUUAGCAAAUGCAGCCAUAAGGAUUGCUGGUCUCUCUGGCUUCUGGGAAUAGUGUGAAAAAAAGGAUGGCAGGUGUUUGGGCUGAUAGCAGUAGAAGGCAUAGAUCCAGACAGAGCUUGGAAAACAACUGACUUUUAAUAGGAUUGCCAGAGUGGAAACUGGAGGGAGUUGUCAUACCUUGAAUGAUUGUAUAGGAUUUCACCCAGGUAGCAAGGAACACUUGUUGAAAUUCCUACAUCUAUAAAGACACAUCUAUAAAGUGUAGGAGCAUUUUCCAGUUUUCACUUUGAUAACCCUACGCUUGAACUAUUGCUCCCAGAAUCUCCCAUGCAGUGUAAGAGACUGGGAAUUAUAGUCCAAAAGAAAAUGCAGACUCCAAUCUGUGGGAGAGAAAGGAUAUCUCUUCAGUAUAUUACACUGUCUAAAACCAGAGCUUGGAAGUAACACAGCUGAAGCUCUUUCUUAUAAUACAAUAUUUUACAUGUCAUGAGUCUACAACAGCAUUCCUUUUGAAAAAGAAGUUUUCUUGGGAUAUCUGAGGGAGUUUGAAUUCUAGAUUAUUUCCCAACUUUCAUAAAUUGUUUUUUCCCCUCAAGAAGCAGCUAGUAACAGAUUGUCCUCGUUGCUCAUUUUUUUCAGGGAUAGAGUCCACAAAGUAGGGUGUGUGGGUUGAAAUCUUCCUAAAGAAUCAUAUUCUGAAUUUAUUUUUAAAAAAUAACAAGUUCUGGUAUUGACCUAGGUUGGAAGAAUCAUAAAUUGUAUAAUUCUGCUAAUGCUGGCCUUUCCAGAUACUGUUUUGCCACCUCUUUGGGUUUGUAGAAGGUGGAAAUCAUGCCCCAGCCCCAAGUAUCUCUCAUUCCUUUCACUUUAAUAUAUAUCUAUAUAUUUGUGGCUUACCUCAUGGGCAGUGUGUUAGAAAAUAUCGCUGCUCUUACGUUUGCUUCUUGUUGCACUUUGAAAAACCAACAACAGAUAUUUCAAACAGCGCUAUGCAGCCUAAACCUUUGUGGUCUGUAGCUUUAAUGCUCGUUCUUCUGUCGCCAAGUAAACUAGGUUUAGAAUACUGUCAGGGAUAUCCAGUCAACUCUUGCUCAAAAUGACAGCCCUGAUCCAGGAGAGAACAGGACAUUCCCCUUUCCCAACAAGGGACCAAAGAGCCGUCAAGACGAGAGCAUCAAUAGCAUGACUUUUGUUUACAAUCCCUUUGUAACCUUGCCUGUCCUCUUUUCUUCAAAUGCCUAAGCUGUAUUUCUGAAUGCUCAGAUGAAAUUAGAAAUGUGUGGAUUGAAGGAAAAUUUAAUGAGGAGGAAGCAGAAUUCUUCCUCCACAAACUAUACCUCGGUUCUGUUCUUUUUGGAAUAUUUUCUGCCUUGGCAGGACAGAAUACCAGCAAGAGGGGAAGCAGGGUUUACUUUUCUGGAUCAGAGCUUUUACUUGCAAUUCUUUGAUGAACAGUAUUAAAUAGUUGCCCUCACUCUCCUAAAAGACCCUUAAAUGACAUUUUAAUUAAAAACACACACACAAUUCUACCACAAUACUAGAUGUCGCCUCGCCUAACAGUUAACAUGUGCAGCUUGGGUUUUUGUAUAUGCAGGGAGGGAGAUAUAUGCAUAAUGCACACGCAGGCAGUUACUGGGCUGUGUACUGCUCUUAAUUUAUUCUGGAGCCUGUAGAGCUGCUGCUUUAAUUUGUUCCUAAUACAUAUGCAAGAAAUCUGCUUGUAUACUGAUGACUUGCCCUGACCUACUAAUGAAUGUUGCUGAGAUGUUGAAGGUGGAGAAAAUAUGCCUUUCCCUCCCUUCCUUCUUCCCUUCCUUCAUCUCUUUCUCCUCUCAUUCCUUUUCCCACCCUCUCAGUCUCAUUGUCUCCGCUGCUAAUGAUCAUCCUUGCUGUGUACAAAUGCUGAGGUCAGAAUGAAGGAGACAGACUCACAGGGCUGGAUGUCUUAACCCGGAACCUGGUGCAUGUUUUGGCUUGCUGAGAAUUCCAGGUUGCAUUUUUUAAAAAGCCAUGUCUUUUUUUAACCAUGAGGGAUUUGUUGGCUUUGGGGGCCAAUGAGGCAUGAGGGUCUGAGGCCAAUGUUGAAUGGGAUCUGAAUAAUAAAUGUUGAGAACCUGACACCCUUUUCCUUUCUUCUCUAUCCUCACCUCCAGUCAGUGGCGAUAUUGGCUGGGUGAUUCUGGGAGUUGUCAUAUUUUUAAAAAUUGUAAGCUCUAAACCAUGGAGAACUUGCUUUGUGGUUGGCAAUUGGCCAUUUGGUCCUGGAAAUCAUACCCACCUGGGUUUGUGAAUGUUUGGACCUCAGUUGGUUCAUGCAUUACAUCUUCUUAAGAAAUGUUGUGGUACUUCUUGUUUUGGAGGAAGCAGUGGUGAGGUCACUUUUGAAGAAAACAUGUGUUGUCGUCCCCCUUAGCAAUUAUUGUGCAUAUAUGUGCCUUCAAGUCUACCAACAUAUUACUUUCUAAUUUGCCAUUCCCAAAAAAAGUCAGUAUUAUUUGUGGUGACUUCUUGACUUCAGACAGUUCUAGAUGAAAUGCUUGGCAUUGAGAUGGAAAUGGGUUUGGUUGUCCUGGGAUGACAUAGGCUGCGUGAUGCUGGGAGGAAAAACUGGGUUUUGUUCAGAGCUCAGAAAAGUUAUUCUCUAGGACAGGCAUGGGAAGGCAUGGGCAAACCUAGGCCCUCCAGAUGUUUUGGACUUCAAUUCCCACAAUUCCUAACAGCCUAACAGCUGUUAGGAAUUUUGGGAAUUGAAGUCCAAAACACCUGGAGGCCAAAGUUUGCCCAUGCCUGCCCUUGGGCUAUAAAACUCCACAAAUUUCCCCGCCAGGACAAGUAGCCAGGUUCUGAUCCUCUCGCAACUCUAAAUGAUUUUUAAUAUUGUUGCCUCCAGAAAUUGGAAAAGAGUUGUUCUUGGAUUACUGCCCGUAAAGUCUCGAAUUCCGGAGGGUUUUAGGAGUGGUAGUUCUGCCUUGACCAUGGUUGCCAUCUGGAUUGCUUGUUUCAUUUGGGCAUCAUUGGUCCAAUGUUGCACUGGUUUCAGACCUUCCUGGAAGUGCAGGCUGAGAUGGUGGUUUAACCACAUAUCCAUGGGCUGGAGGACAUUUUCUUCCAGCUUUUUUUCGACUACAUUCCCAUCAUAGAGAUUGGGGAUUGCAUCUGGAGUGGCACCAGUAUAAAAUGGCUGUGUCUUGUUUUCAUCUAUACCUCAUAGAGAAGUAGAAAUUGAGCAGGUUUCUAAAGGCAUUUUGAGGCAGACAACAAUAAAGAAAUUUUAUCUUAACAGGAUAGAGGUAGUAUAGACAAAGAAAUAACUUGCUGUAGAUGGAGGUUUACAUCAGUCCUCUGAAAUCUGAAAAAUGCAAUUUCGCCUUCCUUUCAGGAAGCCCUCUCAUUAUACAUUUUUGGGAACAGGCUCAUAUAUUCUGCGUGGCUUUCUUAUAAAAAAGAGACAUUAUUGGGCUUCUGUUUAUUGCUUUAUCUUUGUUUACUGGCUUUAGCAUUUGUUGGGAACAUGUAGAUUAAAAUGGCCUUUAGCACUGUUUUUUAUUAGUAUUUCAUGGAAUUGCAUUUUUUGGUUAUUUUCUAAAGCCAGGAAGCAAGCAGAUACAAAACCUAUCCCGGCAGAGUAGAAACAAAAAGUGCAUGUCCUCUAACCUUUGCUAGAUGAAAAGUGGAACAUAUACAGCCAAGCAGUGGCAGACUGUUUUCAAGCGGGCAAAAUGUAUGAAUGAGCAAGUAUACAUAAGCUAGAAGAGACUGCAGCUGGUUGCUUUUGCCUGGCUUUUUUGGGAAGGGAAAGACACUGCCUGCUUUCUUCAUCACUAAGUUUCCGGAGUACAAACUACUUUCAUACUUUGAACUCAGUUUGCAUCAAUUAAGGACAAUGGGGGAAAGUGAGAGGAAGAGAGAGAUAGGGACAUUUUGAAAAAGCAAUAAAAAAAAGGGAUAAUAGGAUUAUAUGUCCCAACUUCAUGCAUCCCUAUAAUCUGUUCCCCUUUCUUCUCUGUUUCUUGUCCUCAAUUUAUGACAUUCUCCAUAAAUUAUUAUUUACUUUGCUGUGUAGAACUGGGCUUUCUAAUCUGUUCUGGAAAAAUGAUUUUUUUUUUGGUCUUCAACUCCCAGAACAUUCCCUCCCCAUUUCAAUUCAAAACAGCCUCCUUUUCCAUCUCUGUCAAGAAGACUGCCAGCCUUGUGUAUGAAGUCUAUUUAUUCUGGUGUCAGCUCUCCUUCUCUGCCUCCCAUUUGAUUCUCCGAAUGUAUCCGUUCCAUGUUCCUUUUGCUUUCUCUCCACUUGCCACGUUCUGUGGGGAAUGGGACCUGCAGCUCUGGACCCCUUUUCCUUGCCAUAUUACGACUGGAAUUGAAUGCAGGCCUUGUUCAGGCUGUCUCUUUAUGUCUGUCUGAAACGCUGUACUGGUUAACCUUCUUUUGUCUGCCUCCUGUUGUGCUGCCUAUCAACACGAUAGCAUUUAAACUUUUUUAAAAAUCAAAAACUCCAAAAAACUAUGCAAUAAAAGCAAUAGCAUGGAA